Messenger RNA from Prorocentrum cordatum, 429 nucleotides. NCBI's taxonomy places the organism in Eukaryota, Dinophyceae, Prorocentrales, Prorocentraceae. The record is from the annotation of a GenBank genome assembly.
AUGCAGGCGAUCGGCUCCCCCGCCGCCAGCCUGGCGUUGGCGGCCCUGGAGGGCCUGAUGAUGUGCGACAUCGGCGGCGCGGCGAAGAACGAGAUCAGAACGUACCUGCUGAAGUGCUCCCCCGAAGAGGCGGAGGCGGAGCCCGACAUCGACAAGGCCGACCUGGAGAGCGCCGUGAGUUUCAUACGCUUGGGGAGCUGCUACGAUUCGCUAAAGAUGAAGGUCAUAGUCGGCGCCCCCAACUGGACGGGGCGGCUACUCAUUCAGAAGGCGUUGCGGGCCGAUGACGUAGCGAUUCGCCACAGAGGAGUGGCACCAGCGGGCUGGCUCGAGGACGAGCGAGGCGAGCAUCUGCCAGAGCAGAUUGCCAACCCCGAGUCUGCCUAUGACGAUCACGAGGCCGAAGAACGCGUGGCAGCUGAGUGUUAG